AUGGGUAAGUUCUAAACAUUAAAAAUCUAAAGAAAAAGAGAGGUAAGCUUAAUAGUUCAGCAAAAGUGGGCACGAGAGCAUAUUGGGUCAGUUCUCAGAAAGAAUAAGCUGAGGUCUUCCUAUGUAUUCCUUCGUAACAUUUUCCCCUGAUUUCCCUCAUUCUUUUUUCAAGUUCCUCUGCAACUUUAAUGAAUUCUGCGUCCUCUCGUCCGCUUUACUCUCGUUUUCUCCGCGCGGCGACGUCUUCCGAACGGGCGGCGAGAGGCGCGGAGACGCAGACGCACGAGACGGCUGCAUCGUCGCUCCAUUGGCAAAUCAGCUGUUGUUUUUCGAGUUGACGAAAAGAGGCGAGGCGGCAGUGACGAAGAGAGCCAGAAAGAGCUCCGUCGGCCGACGCCCGCCUUCUAUCAUUGAUUCCGAAUCGUUCCGUUCCGUUUCUCCACUUCCAUUUUCAUUCUCAUCUUGUUUUCAGUCGAUGCCCGAGUUAUGCGAGUGCUCGCUUCGCUGCUGAUAUUAUCGUGCCUUCUGGGAGUGACAGCCGUCUCGGAGAGCGAAAAAGAGGUGAGGAAAGGCGAAGAAUCAGAUGGGGAGCAAAAAAAAAGAAGGAAAUGAGCACGGCCGCCCGGGCGGAAAGAGUCCUUUUUUAAAAGGGGGAUUAGCGGCCGACGGAUAAGUCUGUUCGGACGGACGGACGGAAAGAAGAGCUGGAAAUAAGAGAGAAGACGUUAUUUCGACAGCGGAGAAAUGAACUGAUUAUCUUUUGAAUUGGUGCGGAAGAGAUUAGAGUUUUGAGCCUAAUCUCUUUCUGUAAAUUCAUUUUCUUCUAUUUCUCGAUUCUUGAAGUUUGAAUCCGCUAUGCACCACUCCAAUUCUCUUUUUCGCUCUUCUGACUCAAUUCGGCGGUUGUUUUCGCACUGAGUUGGGUUUCCCAGAAACUCUUUCUCUCUCUCGCUCUCCUGCUUUCUUUGUCAUCUCUCGUGGGUUUUAAUUAAUUAGAUCCGAAGCGAGAAGAAUGAAUGAAUCAUUCGCGACUUCCGUCCCCUUCUCGCUUCUUGUUUUGUCCAUUCCACACGUGUUUUCCAGCAAUAACAUUUAUUAGUGGGGGAUUCUGAAGCUCUCCGGCCGUCUUGGGGAAUGUUUUUGAGCGCAGAGCUUUCACAUAUAAUUGGUAUUUGUCGAGAAGGUUUUUGAAAAUGAAAGGGUUUGAAGGCAAAACGAAAAUGAAGAUGUCGGGGAGAAAAAUGAGGAAAAGGGCGCGGAGAGCGAGUGGGGAAAAGAGAAAGAAAAAGGAGAUUGAGCCAAUGAUGUGCUCUGUGGCCAAAAUGAGAAAAGAGCAAUCGAUUGCAGAAACUGAGAGUGUUGAAACGAAACAACCUCUUUAAACUGGACAUUUCGGCCGAGUCGAAGGCCGAAUUCAAGUCCUUCAUGGGCGCAUUCUGCCUGACGACGCUCUCGGCCAAGGACUUCCUCAACAACUACAUCCUCUGGGAAGGCGUCGAGUUCCUGGACGGUGUCAGAGACUUGUGAGUUGCUUGCGGAAGACGUGCGGGGAGAAAAGAGCGUGAUUUCAGUCUGGACCCAAUGAACACUGACCAAGGAGCCGUCAAAAAGUACUUCCACCACAUCGGGCACGAAUUCACGAACAACUGCACCAAAAAGGACCACAAGAAGAUUGCGUUCGAGCACGACGUCGUCAAACAGAAAGGAGUCCUCGAGAACUUUCUCUACGACCAAAUGACGAGAUCCGAGUGGACGACGAUCAACUUGUGA
Messenger RNA from Caenorhabditis sp. 36 PRJEB53466, 1770 nucleotides. Lineage: Eukaryota; Metazoa; Nematoda; Chromadorea; Rhabditida; Rhabditidae. The record is from the annotation of a GenBank genome assembly.